AUGAAGGUAGAGUAUUACAAUUCUUACAACCUUCUAACUACCAACACCACAGCUUCAUCAGCUAUAUCUGAAAUUAAAAUGAACAAACUUUUUGCCGUCGUUCUUUGUUUGGCCUUCGCCUCCAUGACCUUGGCUGGUAAUCCCUUGAUGAUGGGUGGUUUAGGAAUGAUGAACCCCUAUAUGAUGGGUAUGGGAGGUUUAGGUAUGAUGGGCAUGAUGAACCCCUACAUGAUGGGUAUGGGAGGUUUAGGUAUGAUGGGAAUGAUGAACCCCUACAUGAUGGGUAUGGGAGGUUUAGGUAUGAUGGGCGGUUAUGGUAUGAUGGGCGGUCUUGGUAUGAUGGGUGGUCUUGGUAUGAUGACCGGAUACAAGAAAUAAGGUGUAUACUUUCCAUUGUGCAGUUAUUUAAUGUAACCUGUUGUAUGGACUUAUUUUGUUGCUAUAUAUGAAUAAAUUAUCAAAUAAAAAC
This is a messenger RNA of Lottia gigantea (owl limpet), 469 nucleotides long. RefSeq lists its product as hypothetical. The record is from RefSeq and is a predicted model, not a curated record. Bases 1 to 378 code for a protein of 125 amino acids. Lineage: Eukaryota; Metazoa; Mollusca; Gastropoda; Lottiidae. The transcript is spliced from 3 exons.